AUGAUACCAUUUUUACAGGCCUGUUUCAAUCCUAUUUACAAAAAGCCAUGGCAUUAUAUUACUGAAUGGUUUCAAAAUGACGAACCCUCUGCAUUCAAGACAGCCUAUGGAAGCACAUUUUGGGACUGUGCUAGUGACGACCCGAAGCUCAAUCAUUCUUUCAAUGAACAAAUGGUUAACGACCCAGAGUUAUUGAGUAGAAUAGUUAUUAGAGAUUGCAAAAAUGUCUUUGAUAAGAUGAAGUCUAUGGUGGAUGUUGGAGGAGGCAGGGGAUUUAUGGCCAAAGCUAUUGCUGCUUUCCCGCAAUUGCAGUGCACUGUGUUCGAUCUUCCGCACGUUGUUGCAGGCUUGGAAGGUCGUAAAAACUUGCCCUACACCGAGGGAAAUAUGUUUGAAUCCAUUCCUCAAGCAGAUGCAGUUAUGCUCAAGGUAUGGAUUUUCUUGAUAUAUUUAACUGUUUCUCAUUAUAACAAAUUUUUCCAUGCUAACAAAAAACAGUGGAUAUUGCCCAACUAG
Messenger RNA from Fraxinus pennsylvanica, 516 nucleotides. The record is from the annotation of a GenBank genome assembly. NCBI's taxonomy places the organism in Eukaryota, Viridiplantae, Streptophyta, Magnoliopsida, Lamiales, Oleaceae.